UUUGAUUUUUAUGUUAAAUUAGGAGGUGAUCUAUCAAACGUGACCCAGGAAGCAUGCCGGCCGUGCGAGGAGAUGGGAUGCGAGGUCUCGCAGUCUUCAUUUCAGACAUCAGGAAUUGUAAAAGCAAAGAAGCAGAAAUUAAAAGAAUAAAUAAAGAAUUAGCCAAUAUCAGAAGUAAAUUUAAAGGUGAUAAAACAUUAGAUGGAUAUCAGAAAAAGAAGUAUGUAUGCAAGUUAUUAUUCAUCUUUCUUCUGGGUCAUGACAUUGAUUUUGGUCACAUUGAAGCUGUCAACCUGUUGUCAUCAAAUAAAUACUCAGAAAAACAAAUUGUAAGUAUUACUAUGGUUACAGAUUCAGCACUUAUAUGUCUUUAAAUUAAUGUUAAUUAAAAUAGUUGUAAAAAAGUCAGGAUAUAUUUAUGUUUCAGAAAUCCAGUCCAUGUUAGUCUGGCAUUGCAGUGUAUAGCCAAUAUAGGAAGCAAGGAAAUGGCUGAAGCCUUUGGAUUUGAAGUUCCAAAACUGUUGGUAUCUGGGGACACUAUGGAUGUGGUUAAACAGUCGGCUGCCCUCUGUUUGUUGAGGUUGUUCCGUACCUCACAAGACAUCAUUCCAAGUGGCGAGUGGACGUCACGGAUCAUACAUCUCCUUAAUGACCAACACAUGGGUGUAGUGACAGCUGCAACCAGUCUUAUUGAUGCACUUGUUAAAAAAAGCCCUGAGGAAUACAAGGGAUGCAUUAGUCUUGCAGUUUCCAGGCUCAGUAGGAUUGUAACAGCAAGCUACACGGAUCUGCAGGAUUACACCUACUACUUUGUGCCUGCCCCUUGGCUCUCUGUCAAACUGUUACGGCUCUUGCAAAAUUACACGCCUCCAGAGGAUCCAGGUGUACGUGGCAGAUUGAAUGAGUGUUUGGAAACUAUCCUGAACAAGGCACAAGAGCCUCCAAAAUCAAAAAAAGUUCAGCAUUCAAAUGCAAAAAAUGCUGUGUUAUUUGAGGCCAUCAGUCUUAUCAUCCACAAUGACACAGAACCAAAUCUUCUUGUUCGUGCAUGUAACCAGUUGGGCCAAUUUCUGUCAAAUCGUGAGACAAAUUUGAGGUACCUGGCACUGGAAUCGAUGUGCCACCUAGCUACCUCAGAGUUUUCACAUGAUGCUGUCAAAAAGCACCAGGAAGUUGUCAUUCUCUCUAUGAAGAUGGAGAAGGAUGUGUCAGUACGGCAGCAAGCGGUGGACUUGCUGUAUGCUAUGUGUGACAAGAGCAAUGCUGAAGAAAUUGUGCAAGAGAUGUUGAAUUAUCUAGAAACUGCAGACUAUUCAAUCAGAGAAGAAAUGGUCCUGAAAGUUGCCAUUCUUGCAGAGAAAUAUGCUACAGACUACACGUGGUACGUGGAUGUUAUCUUGAAUUUAAUUCGGAUAGCUGGUGACUAUGUAUCAGAAGAGGUGUGGUACAGAGUUAUCCAGAUUGUCAUCAAUAGAGAUGACGUGCAGGGUUAUGCUGCAAAAACUGUGUUCGAGGCUCUCCAAGCACCAGCUUGCCAUGAAAACAUGGUCAAAGUUGGUGGCUACAUUCUUGGAGAGUUUGGUAAUUUGAUUGCGGGAGAUCAACGAUCAUCACCUCUAGUUCAAUUCCAACUUCUACAUUCCAAGUACCACUUGUGCUCACCCAUGACAAGAGCUCUUCUGCUUUCAACAUAUAUAAAGUUUGUGAAUCUGUUCCCUGAAAUCAAAACUCAGAUCCAGGAAGUGUUCAAACAGCAUAGUAACUUGCGCAGUGCAGAUGCAGAACUCCAGCAGAGAGCAUCGGAAUACUUGCAGCUGAGCAUCAUUGCUUCUACAGAUGUUCUGGCUACAGUGUUGGAAGAGAUGCCAGCAUUCCCUGAGCGUGAAUCAUCCAUCUUAGCUGUUCUAAAGAAGAAGAAGCCAGGCAGGGUACCAGAAAAUGAAAUUCGUGAAGGAAAGAGUCCUGCUCCGACCACCAAUCACCAAACUGACCAGCCUCCAACACAGGCUCCAACAGUAAACAAUGUAUCAACAGAUCUGCUGGGUUUAUCAACGCCGCCAGCAUCACAACCAGCAGCUCCUAGCAACACUGGUGUCCUGUUAGACAUGUUCGGAGAUAUCUAUAGCGGUUCACAAAAUACUGCGAACAAUAUAAACAACCUAGCCCCUGCACAAAGUACAUAUAAUGCAAAGAAGUUUGUCUGUAAAAAUAAUGGAGUCCUUUUUGAAAAUGAUCUUAUUCAGAUAGGUGUGAAAUCGGAGUUCCGGCAAAAUUUGGGAAGGCUUGGGCUCUUCUAUGGUAAUAAAACAUCUUUUGCAUUACAGAAUUUCCUGCCAAAUAUAUCUUGCCCAGAUGAUCUGUCAUCUAAGAUGAAUAUUCAAGUGAAACCUGUGGAGCCUGUUCUAGAAGCAGGGGCUCAGAUACAGCAGUUGGUCAAUGCAGAGUGCGUUGAGGACUUCAUUGAUGCUCCCAGUAUGAUCAUAACAUUUAUAUAUAAUAAUGUACCCCAGAAGUUAACUAUCAAACUGCCUCUUACAAUUAACAAGUUCUUUGAACCAACUGAAAUGAAUGGAGAAUCAUUUUUUGCACGGUGGAAGAAUUUGGGAGGGAAUCAGCAACGUUCCCAGAAAAUUUUCAAAGCCUCACAACCUAUGGAUCUUAAUGCGGUUCGCACUAAGCUUCUGGGAUUUGGUAUGCAGUUAUUGGAUGGUAUUGAUCCAAACCCAGACAACUUUGUGUGUGCCGGUAUCAUUCACACACGAACUCAGGCAGUGGGCUGCCUUCUGCGACUGGAACCUAACAAGCAGGCCCAGAUGUACAGACUGACAGUUCGAUCAAGCAAAGAAAGUGUGUCACAAGAAGUUUGUGAACUCUUGGCAGACCAGUUCUAGUCUGCAUGAUAGACUUUGUCCCUUUGAUGGAUGAAUCGAUGACGCAUAUUGUUGUAAAUUGUGUGUAACUUUUCCCUUUCUAUUCCCAAUAUAAACCUUUCUUGGGUUAUCCUCGUAUACCCAAAUGGCUUGGGUGUAUAAAAGAGAGAUAAAGCUUUGGCAUCGCCAUUGUGGCAUGCCAUGUCGAAUACAUAUAUGAUAUUAAUAGUUCUAUUUAAAAAUGUUGAAACAGAUAAUAGUGGCUGCUCAUUCGUUUAUAAUGAGAUGAUGUGUGUUUCAUCAUAGACUGGGAAUUAUGACAGACUGGAUUUGUUCAUGUUUGUUCAGUUGAUUAAGUUGCUUGCUCUACUUUUUGGAGGCUAUUCCUACAUCAGGAAAACAAGCAAUAUUUCACUAUGAACUAACAUUCAAAAUUUUACUGGACAAAUGUGUGAACUUCAUGUAGUCUGCAUUAUGGAAAAUGCCAUGCCAUAGUAAUUGGGCAGUUCCUCCUCGUAAUAACAAAUGAUACACACAUUUUUUCACAAAUAUCAUUAAAACAUAAGACUUGUAUGGUAUAUAUAAUAAUUUUUUUUAUUUGACAAUAAGUUGUGUCUUAGAUUAACUUUUUGUUUUAUGUAGAUUCUUUAUGAAAGAGGUUUAGCUCUGCAGUCAUGGUAAAAUUAAAACAGAUGGUGUCUUAAUGUGUAUGUCAUCCAGUCAAGUUAAUUAUGGUAAUUGACUCAGCAGGGUAUAUAUAAGCAGCUUUAGAAAGCUAAAACAAAUUUGUACAGGAUUUGGUAGCAGCAGUAACAGUGUGCAUCACUUAUGUAUUUAGUUUCCUUUUUUCCUGAAUAAUUUCAUAAAAGAAUUAGGGGAUGUGUUGUACAUAUUUACAUAUCAAUAUUUGGAUAUAGCAAAAUGAAUAUUUUUGUUUUGUUUUACUUUUACCUCUCCCCUUUCUCUUUUCUCCAUGUCCCCCAUUUACCCUAAUAAAUAGCUGUUGAAUUUUGGGCUAUAUUUGACUAAGUAAUUACAUUUGAAAAAUUCAUUGCUGCUGGUACAGUGAAUCACAUUGUAUGAAAGUAUGUAAACCAUGAAAUGGAGAUGGAAUAGUAAGUAAUUGUCUUAUGGCAGCACUGCUUCCCUCGGCUGCAAAAAUAAAAUUGUAUUUGCUUAUUAAAGUAAUGGAUAUUUUAUGAAAAACCAUUGAAAGAAUUUGAAAGUUCCCAUGUGGGUUAUAUAAUUGAGUGGAUAUGGGUACAGUAAUUUCAAUUAAUCUGUUUUUAUGUAAUUCAGUCGAUUUUCUUCAAGCCCCCCCAUCUCCCACUUCCAGUAAUAUUAUUGUUAUUCUCUUCAGUUGCUUAGAAGAAAGUCAAAUUUCUUUGAUACGUACAAUUUAGUUAUACAGCUACAGCUGUGGAUUUUAAAUAUCAUUAAGGAUGUGCUUACUUUCACUAUUAUAAGGUUAACACUUGAUGUGGCAUAUUUAUUUUGAUGUUACAGUUCUGUUGAAGGAAAGUGUGUACCAUAUUGCUUGACCAAAUUUAUUUUAUGAUUUACAAUUUUGCUCAAAUUUUUCAGUAUUUUAGUAGACACUUUUUGGAAUUAUUUUUUCUCAGCAAGGCUGUUAAUGUGUUACAUUGUCAACUGUUUCAGGAUUCCAGUGUUUGCAUGUGAAAUAGUUUAAUUCUCUACCGUGAUAAAAUUUUCUGUAUUAUGCAAUUUUGUAUUGUGAUCAUAACUCUUAACAGGAAGUAACACCUUUGAAGCAGUAAUUCCUUGGUCAUUUAAGAAGGGAAUAUUUCUGUUAUGAAAGUAAUUAGGUAAUUUAAGAGUACAUCUUGAUGCAUUAAUUGUUUUGUAUUGGCAUGAGUGUAUAUCAUUCAGUAUAAUGUGUGAUGAAAUGUGAUAAUUUGUUUAUAGAUCAUUUAUGAAUGGAGGUAAUUUAUUUGGGAUGGUACAUUUUUUGAUGACAGAAGAAUCUCAAAUUUUGGGGGAAUUUAAUUUGUGUAGAUAUGAAAAUUAAAUUUGAAGAUUAUUUCA
Zootermopsis nevadensis is the source of this 4916-nucleotide messenger RNA. The record is from RefSeq and is a predicted model, not a curated record. Lineage: Eukaryota; Metazoa; Arthropoda; Insecta; Blattodea; Termopsidae.